Molecule: messenger RNA, 595 nt
Organism: Leptonychotes weddellii (Weddell seal)
Lineage: Eukaryota; Metazoa; Chordata; Mammalia; Carnivora; Phocidae
Source: RefSeq, a predicted model, not a curated record
AUGAAGUCUAAGAUUUAUACUCGCACACCAACCUUAUAUUUGGACUUCAAAUUGGACCAUGGAGCAAAGCAUUGCCAGCCUAUUCCUAAAGGAUGGACAAGCUUCAUUUAUACCAUAUCUGGAAAUGUGUAUAUUGGGCCUGAUGAUGCACAACAAAAAAUAGAACCUCAUCACACAGCAGUGCUGGGGGAAGGUGACAGUGUCCAGGUGGAGAACAAGGAUCCUGAGAGAAGCCACUUCGUCCUAAUUGCUGGGGAGCCAUUAAGAGAACCAGUUGUCCAACAUGGUCCAUUUGUGAUGAACACCAAUGAGGAGAUUUCUCAGGCCAUUCUUGAUUUCAGAAAUGCGAAAAAUGGGUUUGAAAGAGCCCAAACCUGGAAAUCAAAGAUUGGAAACUAGUGAAGAGCACCAGACCAGGUCUCCGUGCUUUCUAGAAUUUUGCCAGGCAUCCAUCCAUUCAGCACAUUGAGUUUCCAAAGCUGACUGAGCCGAUGCUUCUAGAGUGAUAACACGGUUUUUAUAGCAAUGCACACGAGAUAUUUCCUGGUCCAUGCAAAUAAACCUAAUUGUUGCUUCUUUAAAAAUCAGUGUUCUU